This is a messenger RNA of Racocetra persica, 1020 nucleotides long. The record is from the annotation of a GenBank genome assembly. Lineage: Eukaryota; Fungi; Glomeromycota; Glomeromycetes; Diversisporales; Gigasporaceae.
AUGUCAAAGCAUCCUAAACUUGAAAUAGAACUUGUAUCUUUUGGUCAAAUAGUACCUCAGUUACACUAUAGUGUUUAUUUUCGUUAUUGGUGGACUAUUAGAGAAGAUUAUAGCAAUAAAGAAAUAUUAUUAUUUCCAAUUCAUGUUGGUUGGCAAACCGUUUUCACACAAAACAACAAAAAGUUUUAUAUGCAUAUUACUGAAGGAAAUGAAUAUGAUGAAAAACAACCAGGUUUUAGAUAUCAUUCGGGUAGUAAAUUUAGCGAUAUUAAAGAGACCUCGAGUGUAGCAAUUACUAGCUUGUAUAAUCAACUUUUUUCAAACUCAAAUACUAAAUUUUCUGGACCAUAUGUUUUAGAUAAAUAUCUAAUUCAAGUAAUUAAUGUAGGAGUUAAAAAUAAUUCAGACUUAAUGAGUGCUGAUACAAAUUUGAACAAUGUAUGGGAAAAAGUAGGACUUUUUAAAAAAUUUUGUGGAACUCAACUUUUUGGAUUAGAAAAUUCGCUAACACAAAAAAAAAUUGCUGCUCAAAAAAUUCCUAAAUGUACACCAACAACAAGAUGUGUCGAAAUAACACCAUAUUCUAAAAAUCAAUCAGAGAUAUUCUCUCAAACAAUAACCAAAGCUAGGGCUUAUUGCAAUACAAACGGACCUGGGUGUGAAAUGUUACAAAGACCAAUAAUUACACGCGUUAGAAUUACUUCAGAAAUAGAACAGCAAUUUGAAAGAUUUUUUGCAGACAAAAACAUUAUAAAUAUAAGCUCAUAUAAAGUUGAUCUAAAAACCGGCCAACCUCUUAAAUAUCUGAAAGACUACAAAGAAACCUUGUGGCAAAAAUAUUUUGAAUUAUAUCUGACUGGAAUGAAAUGGACAACUUUUAUGGCACGCUUACAAGAUGGUUCAUAUACAUAUCGUAACGAUUUAGGUGGUUUAUGCUAUACUUGUAAUCAAUAUGGCUAUGGUGUUUUUGAAGAGUUAGAGAAGUUAAUUAAAAACAAGAUAGAAAAUCAAAAUAGUCAG